GCCUUGAGGGGGAACGACACGAAAAUUCGCAUUGUCCUCAACAAGGCCGACAUGGUUUCUUAUCAGCAGCUCAUGAGGGUUUACGGGGCCCUCAUGUGGUCGCUUGGCAAGGUAAUAUCUUCUCCUGAAGUUGCUCGGGUGUAUAUUGGCUCUUUUUGGAAUAACCCGCUGCAAAACGACGAAAACCGCAAACUUUUCGAGGCCGAGGCGAACGAUUUAUACUCGGACAUCGCACGAGUGCCUCGCGACGCGGCCAUUCGAAAGUUAAAUGACUUCAUUAAGAGGGCUCGUCUGGCUAAGGUCCACGCCUUAUUGCUGAGCACUCUCCGCAACAAACUACCAAUGUUCGGCAAAGAAGGCAAAAAGAAACAACUUAUUAGUCAGCUUGCUGCGGUGUAUCAGCAGGUCUCUCAAGAAUAUGGGGUCCCUAUAGGAGACUUCCCCCCCGUUGCAACGAUGCAGGAGAAGCUGGCUUCGUUUGAUUGGAGUAAAAUCCCUCGCCUCGAUAUGCGGCAAUUAGAGAGUUUAGAAAAUGUUAUUAAAACGCAAAUACCGCGCUUGAUGGCCUUAGUGCCCACAGACAGU
Eimeria acervulina is the source of this 585-nucleotide messenger RNA. Its product is annotated as EH domain-containing protein 1, related. Gene Ontology annotation, biological process: endosomal transport; endocytosis. Lineage: Eukaryota; Apicomplexa; Conoidasida; Eucoccidiorida; Eimeriidae. The record is from RefSeq and is a predicted model, not a curated record. The transcript has 5 exons. Gene Ontology annotation, cellular component: plasma membrane; intracellular membrane-bounded organelle; cytoplasm. The annotation marks the transcript as partial.